AUGCUAGAGAAAAGCUGGCACUAAUGGAGGAUGCUACAAAGCUGAAGAGACUGGCUGACAUCAGUACCCAGGAAGUUUCCCAUAAAGAAGCAGAACUGCUAAAAAUUCAGCGAGAAGUACAGCAGACUAUAAAUGCAGUGAAGGAAAAAGAGCAUGAUGUCCAAAUUUGGGAAUCACAGCUUCAGCAGCAGAUUCAGCAACACCAAGAUAUGGAACAGAAACUUACAAAAAGCAGAUCAGAAUGUAUACAGCUGCAGGCAUUACUCCAUCAGCUAGAAGAGAAAUUCCUGACCAGUUUCCAGUCCACUCAACAGCAGAUUGCUAAAGAACUUUGUGAAGAAGCGGAAAAAUUAAAGCAAGCCCUCAAGGAAAAAGGACUUUCAACUGAUGAAGACAAAUACUUGCGGAACAAGAUGGCAGAAAGUUGUGGGCAUCUGACGAGAGAAAAUAGUCUCCUCCAGGCUCGAGUGCUAGAAGCCACAAAGCAACUCAAUAGAAUCGCUGAAAAGGAAAAGGACAUGAAUUUUCUGCAAAGCCAAGUUAACAGUUUGUCCAGUGACCUCAACCAUUUGAAGUCACGAGUUGAUGUGGCAUCUGUAUUGCAGAAAGAAAAUGGAAAGAGUCCUUCCCAUGUUUCAACAGCAAAACAUGCAUCGAUGAACUAA
Anolis sagrei ordinatus is the source of this 665-nucleotide messenger RNA. The record is from RefSeq and is a predicted model, not a curated record. NCBI's taxonomy places the organism in Eukaryota, Metazoa, Chordata, Lepidosauria, Squamata, Anolidae.